CAGCUUCACAACAGGAUAUUUAUGGAAGAAAUGCCACAGAUCGUUCCCAGCGUUGUGCAUGUUCUUCUCUUUUUCCAAGCUGAACAAGUCAUAGAGAUCAACUCAUCACAGAGAGACAAUUGUGAAAGGGUAUGGAUAACAACUCUGCUGAAGUAAGAUGAAAGCAGAUUUGGAUAAGAAUCAGCCUUAAGAAUGCCUACCCACAACAAGCUGAAGAUUUUCUUUAUGCUACUGACAGUGGUUAUCUACACAAUAAUGAUAGUGAUGAAUGCAGGAGCUGGUUCAGGAGCAUUCAGAGGUGUGUUUCAUACCACGGUUGGAAAUAUCUCACGCCACCACGACACAGACUUCACACCAGCAUCCUGGGCCUUCUUCAUUUGGAACCUCAUCUUUCUAUGGCAAUAUGCCUGGCUGGUCUAUGCCUUGUCAGGUCUCUGCAGAAGGAAUGAACUUGGCUGGGUCUACAUGUUGCCAGAUGUGCUGCCACUCCCAUUUUACUGGAUAUGGAUGCUGAACAAUGCUUUAAACAUUGGAUGGCUAUUUCUGUGGGAUUCCUUACUCUUCAGUCCAGCGCUACUUGUCCUGGGACUUCUCACUCUCACGAACUAUGCAGCUCUCUUCAUUUCACACCGGGCUUUGUUUCCUCACACAGCCUGGUUCCAAAAACACAGCAAAGCAGACCUCUGGCUUAUCCGGAUUCUGGUGCAAAAUGGAAUUGCUCUGUAUGCCACUUGGACCACAAUAGCUACGCUCCUGAAUUUCACAGUUGUCUUGAUCUACAACGGACAUGUUUCCAAUGAGACUGCCACCAUAGUCUCACUUUGCAUCCUUUUAUGUGAGGUGGCUGUAUGGUUUUAUCUGGAGAACUUCUUAUUCGAUAAAUACGUGCGCUAUAACCUUAUUGUCUACCCAGUGGUCGUUUUAGCAUUAUGUGCCACCUUGCAGAAGAAUAGUAUUGAUUUCUCUCCAAAGGCAAGCAACAUAAUCACGGUUGUGCUGCUGGUAGUGACCUGUGUCAUAUUUAGCAUUCGAGUGGGCCUAGUCACUUGGAGACACAGAAAGGAGAAUUUGGACAAACUACUUCCUCAAACUGCAACACUGUGAAGUUACCUGCUUCCUGAAUGGAGCCAUUAAAGAGAAAGUAUGCCUUGAAGUCUUCUUCAAUUGUGGAUCAAGUUUGUAAUUGUGCCUUGUAAUCUUGUCUCAACCAACAGUUAACCAGAAUAUUUGUCCCAUGCAUUCAUAUUCAGCUAGCCUCUGAAUAUUGCCUCUUCAUCACCCACAUAGGGAUUUUAUGUAUUCCAGAACAGAGAUGGGAGUAGGGGAAAAAUAUCUGCAGACCGAUGGAUCAUAUGUACUUCAUGCUUUGGCUGUUCCCACAGCACCAGAAUUACUACUGCAAUAUGCAUUGGCUGGAUCCAAUUUCAGAAUAUGGAUUAACUGCAGUGAACUGGAUUAUUUCAGUCUACAUUGCCCUAUAAUCCAGCUCAAUACAAUUAAUCUGCAUUCUGAAACUGGAUUAUAGGGCAGUGUAGAUCCAGCCUGAAUGCCGUGUUUUAAUGCAAAAUCACACCCAAGAACUUCCUAGAAGUGUGGUUUUGCAUGAAAGAAAGCACAAACUCUCUAUUGUUCUGGCUUUAGGAAACAGAAGCAGCUGGGUGUAGUUCCUGAGGCUUCCAGAGAAGGAGAAGGCGGCUGCAAAUGUGGUUAUUGCACACCUGCUUUACAGAUAGAGCCUAUAUCAGGAUAAAGUUAAACUACAUAUCAAAUUAAUAUGGGAACUUUAAGGUUCUCUGCUUUUAUGCAAUAGCUUAAUUUGAGUUUUACAGUUACCUUAGUGUCUCCUUAUAAUACACUGACACAAAGGAGCCCCUGGUGGCGCAGUGGGUUAAACCCUUGUGCCGGUAGGAUUGGUGACUUGAAAGUUGGGUUGCUGACCUGAAGGUUGCUGGUUUGAAUCCAACCCGGGAAGAGUGUGGAUGAGCUCCCUCUAUCAGCUCCAGCUCCAUGUGGGGACAUGAGAGAAGCCCCCCACAAGGAUGGUAAAAAACAUCAAAAGCAUCCAGGCAUCCCCUGGGCAACGUCCUUGCAGACAGCCAAUUCUCUCACACCAGAAGUGACUUGCAGUUUCUCAAGUCGCUCCUGACAUGAGAAAAAAAGCAGACACAAAAACUGUCAAGUUAUACCUUUUAAAAACCUAUGCUUAAUUAGCAAGUGUGCAGCUCCGUACCCUGAGAGCUCUACUUCUUAUAAUUAAAUAUCUUGAGCUGUGCUCCCAUUCGCAGCAGAAGAAAAGUGGUCUGUUGAUUUGACUGGAAUGAAGCCAAAACCCAAAGCUCUUUCGGAUGCUACAUUUGCUGAAAUGCAAAGCUGAGAUACAUAAGUGGCUCAGAGGCUCCUGGGAAUGAUGCCAGACUCGUGUCUCACACACAAAGCCAUUAUGAAGCCUUCUUUUCCCCACCCCCAUUGCCAUUUUCUGGCUUAUUCUUUAAACAAACAUGGUUUCCAGGAAGCAACCUAAGAAAAGAUGAUUUUAGAAGCAGCUCUUCCUCCACACAGGUCCAGCAUUUCUAAUCUUGAUAAUUUUGUAGUAGACGCACUUGCUUCCAUACUAACCUUUUCCCCUGACAUUUCCCUCUGUAUUUCCUUGCAUAUUCAUUUUCUUUUUGUAUUACCCCUUUUUAAAAAAUUAGAAUGCAGCAUUUUAGGGUUAUCAAUCUGGAAUGCAGUCUUUCUCUUUUUCUACUGUCAUCUUCCUUAGUGCCUUUUCUAUGUGGCAAUCUGAGAGUCCAUCCAGACAGGCCCAAAACGUGGGACUGGUCUGGGUUUUUACUGGGAGCGUCCAAACAACGCCUUAGUAAAAACAAAUUAAUUUGGAAUAACUUUUGUUAUUCUGAAUUAAUUAAAUAUCCCAUUAGAUCUGGUCCUUCCUGAAAGGCCCAGAUCUAAUAGGGUAUUGGGACUGUGGAGACACAUUAUCGGGUAGUCCAGUCCCCAUUUGCCAUCCCGAACCUUUUGGGGUCCUGGAGCCCAAGGGUUUGGGAUGGUGCCCAGCCCUUCCCCCAGCCUGCAAAACAGUCCUUAAAAGUAAAAAAAAAAAAAAAAAGUACAUGGCCAUCAUUAAGGUCCUCCUUGCACCCUCCUGGCAUGUGAAAAUGAUGUGCCAGAAGACAGGGUGGGAGAGGGAUUUUCCUCCUCGCCACCCCUUUCUCCUGGAACAUCAUUUCCUCAUGCCAGGAGGACGCAAGGAGGACUUUAAUGGAGGCCAGGUAAAGUUUUUUAAAAAAUUUAAGGGCUGUUUUGGGGGGCUUCUAGGUGGUUGUAUGCCAUCCCGAUUGUUAUCAAGAUGGCAUGUAGCCACCCUCCGCAGGAAAGCCCAGGUUUCUUGUGGUGACUAAAACCCAUACCGAAGCGGAUUUUUUAAACCCACUUCAGCAUGGGUUUUACCCCUGUGCGGAAGCUCCCUGAGUUAAGUCAUCUUGGUCUCUGGGAAGAAUUCAGGCUUGAAUUUGUUUUAUUGUUUUGCUUUUGCUUUUAUAUUGUUGUGUCUGGGCAAGGCCCCAUGUAAGCCGCCCUGAGUCCCUUUGGGGAGAUGGGGCAGGGUAUAAGAAUAAAGUUGUUGUUGUUAUUAUUA
Anolis carolinensis (green anole) is the source of this 3634-nucleotide messenger RNA. RefSeq lists its product as uncharacterized. The coding region runs from base 193 to 1104 and encodes 303 amino acids. The record is from RefSeq and is a predicted model, not a curated record. Lineage: Eukaryota; Metazoa; Chordata; Lepidosauria; Squamata; Anolidae. The transcript has 9 exons.